AUGGGUCCCUGUACGGCCUCCCAUUGCUGCUGUCUCCAUCGCCACACUCUGCCAUGUGCCACUUUCAGGUCUCCUCACACUCCUGCUGGUUUCCAUUUUGUCAUAGGUUGCUGUAUGGCCUCCCAUUGCUGCUGCCUCCACCGCCACACUGUGGCUCCAAACACUGGUUUUGGCCCCGUGACUGGCCAAAUGAGUGAAAUGUGCGGUGAUUCUAAGAUCGACGGCACUCAUCUGCAUGUCAUACUGACUGACAGUAUUAUUUCUCUUCCCCAGCAGACUCCAAGGGCAUUUAAAUUAAAGGUACAGUGUUCUGCACUAAUAUUA
Molecule: messenger RNA, 324 nt
Organism: Staurois parvus
Lineage: Eukaryota; Metazoa; Chordata; Amphibia; Anura; Ranidae
Source: the annotation of a GenBank genome assembly